CAUCUAGACGCGACUUGGGCCUCUCUGGCGCCAAAAUGUCGCUUGUGGCGGGGGUUAUUCGGCGGCUAGACGAGACAGUGGUGAAUCGCAUCGCGGCGGGGGAAGUUAUUCAGCGUCCAGCAAAUGCGAUCAAAGAGAUGAUUGAAAACUGUUUAGAUGCAAAAUCCACGAGUAUUCAAGUGGUUGUUAAAGAGGGGGGUCUGAAGUUGAUUCAGAUCCAAGACAAUGGCACUGGAAUCAGGAAGGAAGAUCUGGAUAUUGUGUGUGAGAGGUUCACUACAAGUAAACUGCAGACCUUUGAGGACUUAACCAGUAUUUCUACCUAUGGCUUUCGGGGUGAGGCAUUGGCUAGCAUAAGCCAUGUGGCUCAUGUUACUAUUACAACCAAGACAGCUGAUGGAAAGUGUGCAUACAGAGCAACUUACUCCGAUGGAAAGCUGAAAGCUCCUCCUAAACCAUGUGCUGGCAAUCAAGGGACUCAGAUCACGGUGGAGGAUCUUUUUUACAACAUAACCACAAGGAGAAAAGCUUUAAAAAAUCCAAGUGAAGAGUAUGGAAAAAUUUUGGAAGUUGUUGGCAGGUAUGCAAUACACAAUUCAGGCAUUAGCUUCUCAGUUAAAAAACAAGGCGAGACAGUAGCUGACGUCAGAACACUACCCAGUGCCACAACAGUGGACAAUAUUCGCUCCAUCUUUGGAAAUGCUGUUAGUCGAGAACUGAUAGAAGUUGGGUGUGAGGAUAAAACCCUAGCUUUCAAAAUGAAUGGCUACAUAUCCAAUGCAAACUACUCAGUGAAGAAGUGCAUUUUCUUACUCUUCAUCAACCAUCGACUGGUGGAAUCAACUUCCUUAAGGAAAGCCAUAGAAACUGUAUAUGCAGCAUAUUUGCCCAAAAACACACACCCAUUCCUGUACCUCAGUUUGGAAAUCAGCCCUCAGAAUGUGGAUGUCAAUGUGCACCCUACAAAGCACGAAGUCCACUUCCUCCACGAAGAGAGCAUUCUGGAGCGGGUGCAGCAGCACAUUGAGGGCAAGCUCCUGGGCUCCAAUUCCUCCAGGAUGUACUUUACCCAGACUUUGCUACCAGGACUUCCAGGUCCUUCUGGGGAGGUGGUUAAAUCCACAACAGGUGUGACCUCCUCAUCUACUUCUGGAAGUGGUGACAAGGUCUAUGCUUACCAAAUGGUCCGAACAGAUUCCCGGGAACAGAAACUUGAUGCCUUUCUGCAGCCCAUGAGCAAGGCCCUGUCCAGUCAGCCCCAGGCCACUAUCCCAGGGGAUAGGACAGAUGGUUCUAGUGGUGAGGCCAGGCAGCAAGAUGAGGAGAUGAUUGAACUUCCAUCUCCUGCUGAGGUGGCUGCCAAAAAUCAGAGCUUGGAGGAGGAUGCAACAAAGGAGGCUUCGGAAACAGUAGAGAAGAGAGCACCCAGUCCCAGCCCAAGCAACCCCAGAAAAAGACAUCGGGAAGACUCCGAUGUGGAAAUGAUAGAAAGUGAUUCCCGGAAGGAAAUGACCGCAGCCUGUAUGCCCCGGAGAAGGAUCAUUAACCUCACUAGUGUUUUGAGUCUGCAGGAAGAAAUUAAUGAGCGGGGACAUGAGACUCUCCGAGAGAUGCUACAUAACCACUCUUUUGUGGGCUGCGUAAACCCUCAGUGGGCCCUGGCACAGCAUCAGACCAAGUUAUACCUCCUCAAUACCACCAAACUUAGUGAAGAACUGUUCUACCAGAUACUCAUUUAUGAUUUUGCCAAUUUUGGUGUUCUGAAGUUAUCGGAGCCAGCACCACUCUUUGACCUUGCCAUGCUUGCCUUAGACAGUCCUGAGAGUGGCUGGACGGAGGAAGAUGGCCCCAAAGAAGGACUUGCAGAAUAUAUUGUUGAGUUUCUGAAGAAGAAGGCUGAGAUGCUUGCAGACUAUUUCUCUCUGGAAAUUGAUAUGGAAGGGAACCUGAUUGGAUUACCCCUUCUAAUUGACAGUUAUGUGCCCCCCUUGGAGGGAUUGCCUAUCUUCAUCCUUCGAUUAGCUACAGAGGUGAAUUGGGAUGAAGAAAAGGAAUGUUUUGAAAGCUUAAGUAAAGAAUGUGCUAUGUUUUAUUCCAUCCGGAAGCAGUACAUAUCGGAGGAGUCGACCCUCUCAGGCCAACAGAGCGAGGUACCUGGCUCCACACCAAACCCCUGGAAGUGGACUGUGGAACACAUUGUCUAUAAAGCAUUCCGCUCACACCUUCUGCCUCCUAAACAUUUCACAGAAGAUGGGAAUGUUCUGCAGCUUGCUAACCUGCCUGAUCUGUACAAAGUCUUUGAGAGGUGUUAAAUAUGAUCAUUUAUGAACUCUGGAGUAUUCUAUUCUUCCUUUGUAUCCCAAUGUGGUUGGAAAGACAGGAUUGAAAAUUUGCAUUUGCCUGUCAACUUGUGGCACUUUUUCUUGCAUGGUGGAUUGACUAUAAAUAAAUUUUCUGAUGUGUCUUAA
Messenger RNA from Marmota flaviventris (yellow-bellied marmot), 2468 nucleotides. It is a transcript of the gene Mlh1, whose product is annotated as mutL homolog 1. The record is from RefSeq and is a predicted model, not a curated record. Gene Ontology annotation, cellular component: MutLalpha complex. Lineage: Eukaryota; Metazoa; Chordata; Mammalia; Rodentia; Sciuridae. Gene Ontology annotation, molecular function: ATP binding; mismatched DNA binding; ATP hydrolysis activity. Gene Ontology annotation, biological process: mismatch repair; somatic hypermutation of immunoglobulin genes.